Molecule: messenger RNA, 1200 nt
Organism: Suillus paluster
Lineage: Eukaryota; Fungi; Basidiomycota; Agaricomycetes; Boletales; Suillaceae
Exons: 5
Coding region: 1-1200 (399 amino acids)
Source: RefSeq, a predicted model, not a curated record
AUGUCGCCACCAGUGCAACGCCAAGUCCGAUUCGAUAUUCCAAUGGAUACCAAUGAGGAAUCUCAAUACAAUGGUGAAUCUAGAUCACCGACAUCCAAUGCUGCCCAUUCUAUUUUGGCUUUGGUGCGCCACCGCCACCCGCCGAGGUUUAACUUCGGCAUGGACAUCCCCAUGUCGGCGGUGGAAUCUGCAUCUCCCACAAUGCAGCAGCCAUUGAAUGUGGGAUUUCAACUUCCCAUCCAAGCGAAAACUCCACCGCCGUCCUCCACUCACCAGCCAUUCAAUUUGGGGUUUCAGCUCCCACCUCCCUCCACCCCGGCCCAAGCAGCACUACCUGCCGGCCCAGUCCAACAGCCGUUUAAUUUGGGCUUUCAGCUCACCGCUUCCUCCACCCCGCCCCAAGCAGAACUACCUGCCGGCCCAGUCAACAAGCCAUUUAAUUUGGGCUUUCAGCUCACCCCUUCCCCCACCUCGCCCCAAGCAGAACUACCUGCCGGCCCAGUCAACAAGCCGUUUAAUUUGGGCUUUCAACUCACCCCUUCCCCCACCCCGCCCCAAGCAGAACUACCUGCCAGCCCAGUCCAACAGCCAUUUAACCUUGGCUUCCAACUCCCCAUCCCCAUCAACCACACACCAGUGGCAGCAAACGCUGCUCCAGCAUUUAACUUGGGGUUCGAUCUCCCCGUCCCGGCGACCCAGACACCAGAGGAAGAAUCUGCUGCCAUGGUGCCGGCAGUACAAACCGCAGUCCGGCGUGUGGGCUAUGCCACCAACAACAGACCGUUCCAGUUCAACUGUGAGCCUCUCUCACCCAUAGGAGAUUGGAAUCCGCCGGCACCUGUUGCACUGCCUGUGAGGCCAACAUUAGCAUCUUUAGUUGGCGAUGCCGAGCAAGCGGCGAUCGACAUUGUCAGACACCUCCAAGGAGAGGAAUUUGAUCAAGUGGUGGUGAUGAUGGUCGGUGGGUCCUUAGGUGUCAGCGAGAGCAUCCAGGACCCUAAGCCCAAUGAGGUCUUGGACAGCAACCGGAUUCUGAUGUCGGCGUUCUGCAAAAACCAAGACAGGCUGACCAGGAUCUUCAAAGACAUGAUUAGCUUGCAUCAUAUGGCACAGGUCCAGGAUCAGGUUGCCCCAAUGGUGACCGCCCUAUUGGCUGAGGUGGAGAGAGCAGAGGAAUUGAUUUCCGACUCUGAUGAGUAG